AUGCAGAAAUUUAACCAACUGAUAUUUUUACUUAUAUUGAGUAUCAUAAUAUUUUCCUUUGUUCAGUUCAGUGACGCAAAUAAAAAAUCACAUGUGAACAGGCAAAGGAGAUAUUUGAGCUUUAGGAAUGUAUCGCAUUUUUUUGUUCGUUUGAAUUUUAGGGCCAAUAUGGUACCAGUCGGUCAGAUAUUCGCCCAAGCGUUAGGUUUUCGUAUGAACUGGGAUGAUCCGCCAGAUUCCUUUCGACCAUAUCACCAUUUGACGAGACGUGCCGUUUACAAGAAUAUUGAAAUUUUGCUAAACAAGAUUGGCUUAGACGGCUUCAACUGUGUUCGACGAGCGAUAUGUGAAGUUAAUCAAAUAGAAAAUACAAACGAAAUUUACACUCGAAUCCUCAAAAUGAUCUUCAGGCAAACGUCACCAGAAACGGAAAUAUGGCAUAACGAAACCGCAGGUGAUUGUGAAUUAUUAAAGAAUAUGUGUCCUUUUUCUAUAUUACAAAUCUCUCGAUAUACAGACGAUUAAUAAAAUAACUUUUUUAAA
Melitaea cinxia (Glanville fritillary) is the source of this 543-nucleotide messenger RNA. RefSeq lists its product as uncharacterized. The coding region runs from base 1 to 525 and encodes 174 amino acids. Lineage: Eukaryota; Metazoa; Arthropoda; Insecta; Lepidoptera; Nymphalidae. The transcript is spliced from 4 exons. The record is from RefSeq and is a predicted model, not a curated record.